CUGGUUUCUCUUCUUUCCCUGGAAAAUUCCCAUUUUCUCACGAAACAACAAAGACUUGCCAUCUCCUGAAUCAAAAACAUGAGCAACGAAGAAAACAUCACAUCCAUCAAGGCCGAUAAUAAGACCGGCGAUUCCUCUGAUCUCCCUACCAUUCCCGCCUUAGGUAAUUUCAGAAACUACUCUCGAUUUCUCCUAGAAAAUUCACGAAAUAACCUAACCUUAAAGCGACCGUUUGAUGUAAAAAAACUCUCACCUAAAGUCACUAAACGUGUUCUGUUCCUCAAGGACAUUCAGGUUAAACAUGAUGAACUUGAAGAGAAGUUUCUUGCGGAGAAAGCUGCAUUGGAGGCAACAUACGAUAACCUCUACAAGCCGCUUUUUGCUAAGAGGUAUGAAAUUGUGAAUGGUGUGGUUGAAGCUGAAGCAGAGAAAGAAGGAGUGCCCAAUUUCUGGUUGAUUGCAAUGAAAACCAAUGAAAUGCUUGCAAACGAGAUAACCGAAAGAGAUGAGGGAGCAUUGAAGUAUCUUAAAGACAUCAGAUCUUGUAGAGUUGAAGACAAUUCAAGAAAUUUCAAGCUGGAGUUUCUCUUUGACCCUAAUCCUUACUUCAAGAACUCGGUUCUGUCUAAAACUUACCAUGUGAACGAUGAAGAUGGUCCUGUUCUUGAGAAAGCGAUUGGAACGGACAUAGAAUGGUGUCCAGGUAAAUGUUUGACUCAUAAGGUUGUUGUGAAGAAGAAGGCAAAGAAAGGGCCAAAGAAGGUCAACAACAUCCCCAUGACCAAAACCGAAAACUGCGAGAGUUUCUUCAAUUUCUUCAAGCCGCCUGAGAUUCCUGAGAUUGAUGAAGUUGACGAUUACGAUGAUUUUGAUACCAUUAUGACGGAAGAACUCCAAAACCUGAUGGACCAAGACUAUGACAUUGCGUAAGCUUACAGUUCCACAUACUUUGAUAUUGAGAGAUUCAAGAAAUUAAUCCUUAGCUAUUGGUUUUUGGGUUUUACAGUGUGACAAUCCGAGAUAAACUGAUCCCUCAUGC
Molecule: messenger RNA, 1039 nt
Organism: Arabidopsis arenosa
Lineage: Eukaryota; Viridiplantae; Streptophyta; Magnoliopsida; Brassicales; Brassicaceae
Source: the annotation of a GenBank genome assembly